Messenger RNA from Astrephomene gubernaculifera, 1166 nucleotides. The record is from the annotation of a GenBank genome assembly. NCBI's taxonomy places the organism in Eukaryota, Viridiplantae, Chlorophyta, Chlorophyceae, Chlamydomonadales, Astrephomenaceae.
CUUUGCCUUCGAGGAUACCUGGAUCAAUCAUGCAAAUAGAGACAUGUUAUGUGGUAAACGAAAUCCUACAAUAGGUUGCGAAUAACGACAACCGGUCCAGUUAGUAUUGCGGAAAGCCAUAGAACGUCAGCACACAGGCUUGGACUAUUAUUUUAUUUACACAUCCCUUGCCGUCUUUGUACCCAUUUGUUAUUUAGCACCAGAAAAGAAGCGCGGCCGCGGAGCUCCUGAUAAGCAUUUUCGCGGCAUAGUGUGAUGGCUCCUAAAAAGAAGGCAGGAGGGAAAAAGAAAAAGAAGGACGACGGAGCUGAGCCACCCCACGACGCUAGCUGGGAGAGGGCUGUUGAAAGUGGAGUAUGGGAGAAACCUGUUACAGACUUGCCGGACGCUAACACCUGGCCAACCUGGGGUGCGUUGCGCGAGCGCGUCCUCACAGCGUGCAGAGAGAUUAAGGUGCACAACACCGCCUCGCUGCGUGACGCCUUCGCCAACGAGCUGGUGAAGCUCUCGCCGCCCGAGCUGACGCUGGUGGACCUGCGCGGCUCCUCCAACCUGCGCAACUUCGUGCUUUCGCCCAUGACCACCUGCCCCAAGCUCUCCGACCUGGACCUCUCCGAGUGCUCCGGGCUGGAGUACGUGCUGCUGCAGAGCCAGACGCUGCGCUCCGUGAACCUGCGCAAGUGCGGCGGCCUCACCAAGGCGCUCAUACACUGCCCUCGGCUGAACAAGCUAGGUAUCACGGACUGCGGACAGCUGGAGACGGUUAUGCUGUGGACGGACGAGCUCACGGAGCUGGACCUCACGGGCUGCAACAACCUGUCCGUGGUCAAGCUGCAGUGCCCCAACCUGCUGGACUCCAAGAUUCCGCCGCUCAACACUCCCCCCGCGCACGUCAAGCCCAGCCACCCGCCCAUCUCCCUGCUUCUCAAGGAGAACCUCACAGCGGCGGCUCACAAGGCCGCCAGCGAAAAGGAGCAGCUGAGCGCCAUCAAGGACACGUCGGACUCCAUGAUCCCGCACGUCUUCCGGCCCUUUUAGGGGGCGUGUACUUAUUAGUCCAACUCAGAUGGACACGCUGCUAUAAGAUCUAGGCAAUUAGGUAGGCAACCCAACUCGAGAUCCGGCAUUUUCGUUGCGUUCACAUGGUUGUAGGGCCAUGGAGGUUA